Periophthalmus magnuspinnatus is the source of this 997-nucleotide messenger RNA. RefSeq names its product TP53 induced glycolysis regulatory phosphatase a (gene tigara). The record is from RefSeq and is a predicted model, not a curated record. Gene Ontology annotation, biological process: positive regulation of DNA repair; fructose 2,6-bisphosphate metabolic process; fructose 1,6-bisphosphate metabolic process. Gene Ontology annotation, cellular component: cytosol. The transcript has 6 exons. Lineage: Eukaryota; Metazoa; Chordata; Actinopteri; Gobiiformes; Gobiidae. Bases 59 to 883 code for a protein of 274 amino acids. Gene Ontology annotation, molecular function: fructose-2,6-bisphosphate 2-phosphatase activity.
UGCGGACACAUGAGCAGAGCCUCGGUCAGCUUCGUCCCUCUGCUGUGGCCUAAAGGUUAUGAUUAAACCAGGACGGUGCUUUCAUAUCCAACGAGAGAGAAUGACUGCUCUAAUCUGUGGACUUACUCUUGUCCGACAUGGAGAAACCAGCUUUAACAGAAAGGGUAUUUUACAAGGUCAAGCGAUAGACUCACCACUGUCUGAUAUUGGAUUUAAACAGGCAGACGCUGCAGGGCUCUACCUUAAGGACAACAAGUUCAGCAAUGUUUAUGUGAGCGAUAUGUUACGAGCACGACAGACUGCAGAAUCCAUUUUGAAACACAACUGUAGCUGUUCAGCUUUGCAAAUAAUUUAUGACUCUUUACUUAAAGAAAAGAGUUUUGGAAUAGCAGAGGGACAACAAAUGAAGGAAGUUAAAGAACUGGCCAAAGCAGCAGGUCAGUCUUUUCUAGACUUCACUCCUCCAGGGGGAGAGACUCAAGAACAGGUCAAGGAGCGUUUCAAAACAUUUUGGGAGAAACUGCUCCAGCAGAUUGGGCACGAGCACUGGGAUAUGCAAGGAGGAAAGAGUGGCUCCUCUGUAGCGCCAAGACUCGCUCCUGUGGAGGGGAGGGCCGACGACGGGAUUCAGGAUGCCCCCGUCCAUGUGCUUAUUGUCACUCAUGGAGCCUAUAUGCGUCAAGCUGUCAAGUAUUUAAUGGAAGAGUUAAAUUGUUCCAUUCCUCAGGUUUUGAACAAAUCACAUAUGUUGUCUUUGAGUCCCAACACUGGCUUGUGUCGUUUUAUAGUUUCCCUUGAGAAAGAGAAGGACUGGUUCAGACAUACACAGAUCCACUGUGUUUUCAUGCACAGAGCAGAUCAUCUUCAGCUCUUACAGGAAUGACUAAAACACAGUUAAUACAUGUGAUAACAACAUACACAAACCUAUACUCUCAAUAUAGAGGGAUAGCUCAAGUGUUUUGUUGUUGUGGGGCUUACUAAAAGUUUAUGGCCAUCA